CCGAGAAGCAACAAGAGAUGAGCUACCACCAAGAACCCUACCCUCCUCCGCCGCCGCCGCAAGGCUACCCGUAUCCCCAACCAGGCCCGCCGGGGUACCCCUCAGCCCCUCCGUACGACGGGUACCCGCCGCCGCCGCCUCCGGGGUAUCCACCUCACGGAUACGGCCCUCCACCGCCGCGUCCUCCGCCGUACGAGGGGUACCAAGGGUAUUUCAACGGGGGCUACCCUCCGCCUCCGCCGCAAUACCAGCAGCAGCACUGUCACCACGAUCAUCACCAUUACCAGGGUCAGGAUGACGGCUGCAUCUCUUUCUUAAGAGGCUGUUUUGGUGCGCUAUUCUGUUGCUGUUUGCUCGAGGAAUGCUGCUUCUUUUUCUGAUGAUGAAUUGAUGAUAGACAUGGAUUAUUUCUCAAGGUUGUCUGUGCUUGAUGUUAUGUGGUGGAUGAACCGAGGAACAAUCUUCUGCAUCUGAACAUUUAUAGAUUUCACAUAAACGUGGUUUAUGUAAAAUGGGUGAUUGCUUGUUUAGCCUCCUAUCUGGUUGUUAAGCGAAAUGUUUAUGGCGCAUUGUGGAUUUAUAUAAUGUUUUAGGAUGCAAAAGAACAGAUGAUUUAUGUUGUGCUCUAUCUUAUAUCCGAGAACUAGUAAAUUCAAGUAAUUAUGAUUUGAUGUUGUUCAUACAUCCAGUUCGAAACUUUGUUUUCAACCCGAAGACCUGGAUAGGAACACAAUGGUGAUUGGU
This is a messenger RNA of Fragaria vesca subsp. vesca, 744 nucleotides long. RefSeq lists its product as uncharacterized. Lineage: Eukaryota; Viridiplantae; Streptophyta; Magnoliopsida; Rosales; Rosaceae. The coding region runs from base 18 to 380 and encodes 120 amino acids. The record is from RefSeq and is a predicted model, not a curated record. The transcript has 2 exons.